Molecule: messenger RNA, 2055 nt
Organism: Chaetomium globosum CBS 148.51
Lineage: Eukaryota; Fungi; Ascomycota; Sordariomycetes; Sordariales; Chaetomiaceae
Exons: 4
Coding region: 1-2055 (684 amino acids)
Molecular function (GO): ATP-dependent protein folding chaperone; ATP binding
Source: RefSeq, a predicted model, not a curated record
AUGAAUCAUCCAGGUGCUGGUCCGCGACCGCCUAGCUACUCAGCAAACUACCCGCCUGGCCCUCCUGGCCCCAUCGGCCGCACCAGUCCCCUCGCAAACCAAGGUCCAACCCGUACCCCACCGUCGCAAAUGAUUGGAGGUCCUCCGCCCAUCAACACCGGGGCCCCUCCGGUCGCCGGGUAUCCACCCCCCGUUAUGGGAGGUGGCGGCCCUCCGCCGGUCCCUGGCGGUCCUCCGGGAUACGCUGGCCCUACUGGCUACCCCCCGCCGGCGCCGCCCCAACAGACUGGACCCAUCGCUCCUUACGGCCGCAACACCGCCGCCGAGGUUGAGGGCAACAGCCGGAGCAAGGCCCAGUUGAUUGUCGGCAUUGAUUUUGGUACCACCUUUUCCGGCGUUGCCUUUGCGUUUGCGACCAACAACGAAGCCAAGGAAGAUAUUAUUACCGAGUGGCCCGGCGCCGGCUCGUACACAAAGCAAAAGAUCCCGACCGUGCUUUACUAUGACCAAUACCAGAAAGUCGUUGGCUGGGGUCCCGAUAUUGCCGAUGCCCUCGCCCCGACUGGCUACCCGAAGCCGGGCGUGCAAAAGGUGGAAUGGUUCAAGCUCCAGCUGAUGCUGUCGGGCAACACUUACAUUGAUCCCAUCAACCUCCCGCCUCUCCCACCAGGAAAGUCCGAGAUUGAUGUGGCGGCCGACUACCUUUUCAAGCUGCGUCAGGCGAUGCGGGCGGCUCUCCAGAAGACGCUGGGCGAGGUUUUCAACCGAGAGGAGAGGAAUAUCCGAUACUACCUGACUGUGCCAGCCAUUUGGAACGAUGCUGGCAAGGCUGCCACCAGAGCCGCUGCCAUUCAAGCCGGCUUCCUCCGUGACGAGAACGACAACCGCCUGACGCUGGUCAGCGAGCCCGAGGCUGCCGCCCUCUUCUGUUCCAAGACCGGUCUCCUAAACCUGAAGGUGCAUGACGCCGUGCUCAUCGUCGAUUGCGGUGGCGGUACGGUCGAUUUGAUCGCAUACGAAGUCGAGGACGAGAACCCCUUUACCGUCGCCGAAUGCACGGCCGGUUCUGGUGACUCGUGCGGUUCGACUGCUCUGAACCGGAAUUUCAGCAACAUCCUGCGGACCAAGAUUCGGAAGAUGAAGUUGCCCGACGGCUCCAAGACCGCUGGUCGUGUGUAUGCCAAGUGCAUCAUGGACUUCGAGAACCGGAUCAAGGCCGACUUCCGGAAUAACGGUCAGAAGUGGGCUGUGGAUGUCGGUAUCGAGGCCGAAUUUCCCGAGGCUGGGAUUGAAGAGGGAUACAUGACCUUCACAAACGAGGAGAUCUUGCAGUGCUUCGAGCCCGUCGUCAACCGCAUCUUGGAGCUUGUCCGAAACCAGAUCAUCGCUAUCCAGGCACAAAACCGAACCCUCCAAAACAUUCUCGUCGUCGGCGGUUUCGGCGCGUCAGAAUACCUUUUCCAGCAAAUCAAGCUUCACGUCCCGCCGCAGUUCCAGUCCAAGGUAGUACGCCCCAUGGACUCAGUCGCUGCCAUUGUCAAGGGCGCCGUCACUGCCGGUAUUACCGAGAGGGUCAUCACGCACCGUGUCGCCCGUCGUCAUUACCUCAUGGCCACCCUGCAACCCUUUAAGGAGGGCUACCACCCCGAGGCGUACCGCGUGCCCUCUCUCGACGGCAAGGACCGUUGCAAGUUCACUCGCCAGAUUUUCGUCCAAAAGGGGCAAAAAGUCAAGAUUGGCGAACCAGUCAAGGUCUCCUUCUUCCGGCAGGUCGCACCCGGCGCCACCCUCAUGUACGAGGAUAUUCUGUACGCUUGCGACGACGACGUCUGCCCCGAGUACACCAAGGAUCCGAGAAUCAAGGAAGUGGUCACGCUCACAUCAGACCUCUCGCGCAAGAACCUCGAGAAGGACUUUGAGCGGAUGGACACGCCCCAAGGCACGUUCUACCGUGUAUACUUUGACAUUUACCUCACGCUGGAUGGCUCCGAGUUCAGCGCUGAGCUCGUCUGCCAGGGCGAGGUUAUGGGCCGGUGCAGGGCGCGGUUCAGGUAA